This is a messenger RNA of Limulus polyphemus (Atlantic horseshoe crab), 4163 nucleotides long. RefSeq names its product myoferlin-like. The coding region runs from base 138 to 4163 and encodes 1341 amino acids. The record is from RefSeq and is a predicted model, not a curated record. NCBI's taxonomy places the organism in Eukaryota, Metazoa, Arthropoda, Merostomata, Xiphosura, Limulidae. Gene Ontology annotation, biological process: membrane fusion; plasma membrane organization. The transcript is spliced from 36 exons. Gene Ontology annotation, cellular component: membrane.
UACACAUAUUCGCCAACUGUAAGAUAUUGGCAGAGUGCCUAAGGGUAUGGAAAGCAACUAUGCACAGCAAGGUUUUGUUUUCAUCUUUGUGACAAUCAGUAAACGCUAAAUGCAUAACCUAAACUGUCCUCUAUAAAAUGUCACCCCAUCUUCAAGUUCUGGUGUCUCGUGCAGAGAACUUAACCAAUCUGGAAACGGCCAUAGGAAAGAGUGACCCUUAUGUUGUGUUAUUAUUUCAAGGUGAAAAAAGAAAAACAAACGUUGUCUACGGUAAUCUAAAUCCAGCAUGGGAUGAGAAGUUUGAGUGGAAAAUUAAGAAGAGGGCACAACAGUCUGAUGAGUAUUUGACUAUCACGGUGAAAGAUUACGAACGGUUUGGGAGAAAUAGAUUGAUUGGAGAAACAAGCCUGUUACUUAGAAACGCCAUUGAAGCCUUGCGACCUCUAGAUUAUGAGUUGACUCUUUUUGAUCACCAUCAAAGACCAACAACUGGGACUCUUUAUAUAACGGUGACAUUUCGACAACCACAAGAAGAAAAUGAGGAUAAAAAUGAGGGAGGAAGACCCCCUCUUGAAGAACAACAAGAUGCUAGUCUUACAGAUCCCAAUGUACUUCAGUUUACAAGACAAAGAAUGUCUAUUAGAGAUGGAAUACUUCCCAACAAGAAAAUUAAAUAUCAAAUCCGAGUCAAAGUUAUAGAGGCCAGACAGCUAUUAGGGUCAGACAUUAACCCAGUGUGUCGAAUAUCCCUUCGAGAGCAAGCAAAGCAAACAAGAGCAAAGAAGAAAACAACCAAGCCAUGGUGGAAUGAAAUAUUCUUCUUUCAUGUUGAUUUAACUCCAGUUGAGCUAUUUAGUGAGUCUGUUGACUUUAGAGUGAAUAAUGCUAGGGCUUUGAGAUCAAACCUGCUUAUUGGAUUUUUCAAACUUGAUCUUGGCAUAAUUUAUGAGCAAUCACAGCAUGCUUUUCUGAAUAAGUGGCUGUUACUAGGCAACCCAGAUGAUGCCAUGGCAGGAGCAAUGGGCUACUUGAAAGCAUCUGUUGUAGUACUUGGGCCAGGUGAUGAAUGCCCUAACUUGAAAACACCAGCUAGAAGUGAGGAGGAAGAUGUUGAGAGCAACUUGCUACUGCCAGCUGGAGUGCAGCUGCGGCCAGCAGCUUUCAUUUUUGACAUUUACCAGGGUGAAGACUUACCUAGAAUGGAUAUGGGCUUGCUGGAAUCAGCAAAAAAGAUCAUCAGUGCUGGAGAUGGGAAGAAAGAACUGAUUGAUCCAUAUCUUGUAAUCAGUUUUGCUGGACAUCAGAUUAAAUCCAAAAUAAUGUACUGUGAUGACAACCCUCAUUGGAAUCAGAAGUUGUUGCUUGGAUUUCAGUUUCCCUCAAUGUGUGAAAAUAUUAAGCUUGUAAUUAAAGAUUGGGACAGACUUACUGAAGAUGAUGUUAUUGCAACUGCACAGAUUGCACUUCCAGCAAUUUCUGCUCCUGGGGACACAGGUUUCUUACCUUGCUUUGGACCAAGUUGGGUUAAUUUUUAUGGAUCACCUCGAGAAUACACAGAUCUAGGUACAGAGUAUGAUGAUCUUAACCUAGGCAAAGGAGAAGGUUGUGCAUAUAGAGGGCGUUUACUGCUAUCUCUGCGGACCAACAUUGGUGCAUAUCCUGAUGUGACUUCAUUUUCCAUUGAAAAUGAUGAUGUUCACCGAGUAGAGCCCUUCUGUAGAAGAAGAAAGUAUAGCUUGCAUGCAGCUUUCAUUGAUGCAACUAUGAUUAGUGUAACUGAUACUCCUGUGGAAUUUGAGGUGUCCAUUGGUAACUUUGGCAACAAAUUUGAAUACACCCUAACUCCAAGCCCUUCAACAACUCAACCUACUAAUGCUGUUUUUGAUGGUUGUAGAUAUUACUUUUUGCCAUGGAAAGAAACUAAACCAUGUGUAGUCAUUUCAUCACAUUGGGAAGAUGUUAGCUUUAGAUUGGAAGCCAUGAACAUGUUGACUAAUAUCAUUGAUUCAUUGGAAACCAGACUCAAUAAUAUUAAAAAAGGCUUAGAUGCUGGAAAACCUAUUACAGAAUUGGCAGUCCAGUUUGUAGCCAUGUUGAAUCAGCUGAUCUUUGAUGCAGACAUUGAACUACCUAAACCUGUGCCAGGUCAGCAUAUAGAAAAUGAACUAGAUCGAACAUAUAGAGACCUACGAACAGAUGAGCUUUAUAAACUUCGUCAACAAGCAGGGGAACUUCGAGAAAAAGCUACAGAUUUGGAAGAGGCAUUGCAAGAAGUAGAGAAUUAUGUAAAAAUUCUGAAAAAUUUAGCAACUGAACCACAAAGUAGCAUGCCUGAUGUUAUCAUCUGGAUGCUCAGUGGGAAAAAGAGAGUUGCAUAUUGUCGUAUCCCAGCCAACCAUAUUAUUUUCAAUCCAGAUCCAAGGAAGUGUGGAAAGUGGUGUGGAAAGCUUCAGACAUUAAUAUUGAAGCAUCCUGACUCAAUCCUCAAGAACAGUUUGUGGAAAGUUCCUGGUCUUCUAAGGAUGAAGUUGUGGUUGGGACUAGAAAUAUAUGAUGUUCAUUGGCGAUCUUCUCAAACUGAUGCUGAACUAUCAGUGUUUGCUGAAACGUAUGAAAACCAAGCAUAUGUCCUAGGAAAGUGGACUUCUAGUGGCCCAACUAUGACCCGACAUAGUUGGUCAGAUGUUAAUGGAAUGCUAAAUUUAUCAAAAGAAAUUUUUGUGGCUCCACGUGGCUGGAGAUUUGAAGGGGACUGGUUUGUCAAUCCGGAGCCUAGUAUGCAGUAUGAUGAAGAUGCGGGCCAUCGUUCAUUCUUAGAAGAUGUUUAUGAGAAUCAGAACAGAUUACCAGGAGGUCACUGGGUCUCAGCCCCAACUCCUUGGACAGAUCUACGAGGAGAUCCAAAAACUCCACGAGAUGAUAUUGAAUUACCACCCAACUGGGAAUGGGAUGAUGUCUGGCAGGUAGACCUAAACAGAGCUGUGGAUGAAGAAGGAUGGGAGUACACAGUGGAGGCAACACUUGGAGGUUACCAUCCUGUUGAGAAAACCUUCCAUCUUUGCCGACGGAGACGGUGGGUAAGGCAGCGGAACUACACAAAAGACCGUAUUCAGUCUGCAUUAGAAUCAUCAUCAGAUAUAGAUAAGAUUUCACAGAGCUCUUGCCAUUCGGAUGCAUCAUUGAGCAAUGGCUGGGAAUAUGCACCUUUGUUUAAUAUGAAAUUUCAUUCAAGGCCAAAGAGAAUGGACUUAGUAAGAAGGCGCAGGUGGCAUAGAAAACUUGUGGCUGAGGAUCCUACUGCCCCAUUAGUCUUUAACCUGACAGGAACUGCUAAGCCAAAGGCUAGUACUGUAUGGAAAAAACUGAUGUCAGAAGCAACAGAUUCUUCUCACCAAAAGACUGCUGAAGAAGCUAGGAUGGCUCUACUCAGCUGCCCGCGUUUAUUUUUAGUUUUUAAAUCUGCUCAUAGGUUCCAGUUGAGAACAUACAUUUAUCAAGCAAGAGACCUUGCUGCACUGGACAAAUCAGGUUUUUCUGAUCCAUAUGCCUGCAUCAGUUUCAUGAACCAGAGUCAGAAAACAGAGGUUGUGACUCAGAGUUUGUGUCCAACAUGGGAUCAGACACUUUUGUUUGAAGAAGUGAUCUUCUAUGGGGAUAUAGUGAAUGUGCAGAGGGAGCCUCCUCCUGUUUCUGUGGAGGUCUACGACAGAGAUGCAUUUGGAGAAGAUGAGUUUUUGGGUCGUACAUUAAUCAACCCUGCCGUUCAUUUGAAACCAUCAUCAGCCAAGCCUCCCAGGUUAGCUUGGUAUGAUGUAAUGCAGGGAAAACAAAGUGCAGGGGAAAUUUUGACAUCAUCUGAAUUGUUUUUAGCUGAUAGUGGAGAACUACCAUUUUUUCCUCCAAGACAAGGGGAUUUAUAUGUUAUACCCAGUGGUAUUAGACCAGUUUUGCAGAGAACAGCCAUUGAGGUGCUGUGUUGGGGUAUACGUAACAUGAAAACCUUCGAGUUCAGCCAGAUCAUUAGGCCAUCCAUUCAAUUUGAAUGUGGAGGAAAGGUGAUUGAAUCUAAGACAAUCAGAGAUGCUCGUAUUAAUCCAAACUUUGAAGAACCAGUAUUGUACCUGGAAAUGGUAAGCUUUACUGUUAUUCUCAGAUUUAACUGA